AUGAAUCAAGCUGAAAUCUGUGCCCAGAAACAACGCGAGCGAAAUGAGCGCCGGCUUUCAGUUCAACACAACAACGCAUACUACUUUAUUCGAUGCCAGAGUGACAGCGAAAGCACAAAGCCCAAUCCAUCGACCACCCUCGAACCUCCUCAAGAUUCAAGUCAGCGGACUUGUCCUCCAAACUUAACAUCGACGACUCCGAUGUCUUGGAUUGAAGAGUGCGCUUCACCUGUGCCGUAUCACAUUUCACGCCCAACGCUUACAUCAAAUUCGGUAAGCGAUAACAUAUCCCCAAAUAUAGCUGCAGCAACAACUAGUACAGUGACUUCUUUGACUACCUCAAAUGCGCCAACAACAACAACCACAAACACACCGGUACCUGCCAACUGCACAGCGAUGUCAAAAAACCGGCCUAUUCUUGCUGAACAAGCACAAAUCGGCUUGAGUGAAAGCACUUACACUGGAAACAAAGGUUAA
Rhagoletis pomonella (apple maggot) is the source of this 477-nucleotide messenger RNA. RefSeq names its product ras-interacting protein RIP3-like. Bases 1 to 477 code for a protein of 158 amino acids. The record is from RefSeq and is a predicted model, not a curated record. The transcript has a single exon. NCBI's taxonomy places the organism in Eukaryota, Metazoa, Arthropoda, Insecta, Diptera, Tephritidae.